Condylostylus longicornis is the source of this 731-nucleotide messenger RNA. Its product is annotated as phospholipase A1-like. Gene Ontology annotation, molecular function: lipase activity. Bases 9 to 731 code for a protein of 240 amino acids. The record is from RefSeq and is a predicted model, not a curated record. Lineage: Eukaryota; Metazoa; Arthropoda; Insecta; Diptera; Dolichopodidae. The transcript has 5 exons.
ACAAAAAUAUGUUAUUUAGUUUAGCAUUAAUAGUUUUAAUAUUUAGUCUUACUGGUAAAAAUGCUUCUGCAACAGAUGAUGUAGAAUUCUAUUAUUACAAUAAACUUAAUGAAAAUGGAUCAAAAAUUUUUAUAGGAAAUAUGGAAUCCUUGAAGGAAUUUGAAGCAAAUCUUCCUAUUAGAAUUAUCAUUCACGGUUGGCAUGGUAGUCAUAAUUAUUAUCCAAUAAAAAUUUUACGGGAUGCUUAUCUUAAAAAAGGAAAUAUAAAUGUAAUUGUUGUAAAUUGGAAACAAGCAAUUAAUAUUCAUUAUUUAGGUGCACAUAUUGCUGGUUUAACUGGUAGAAAUUUAUUACCAAAUAAAAUUGAUACAAUUUAUGCUUUAGAUCCAGCUAGAUUUUUAUUAGAUAAUAAUGAUUUCAUAAAAUUAAAUGAUGCCCAAUAUAUUGAAGUAAUUCAUACUAGUGCUAGAAUAAUAGGUGCUGGAAUACGUGAAAAAAUUGGUAACUCUGAUUUUUAUCCUAAUUACGGAAAAAUACAACCGCACUGUCAAAAAGUACUUAAUAUGAUUACAUGUGAUCAUAUUGCUUCUGUUUUAUAUUUAGCUGAAUCGAUAAAUUCUAAUAUUGGUUUCUAUGGUACAGAAUGUGAGAAAAUACAAAAAUUAAUAUAUAAAGUAGAGUGUGAAUGUAUUAAUGAUGAUUGCUUCUUAAAUUCAGCAAAUAUAGAAUGA